Molecule: messenger RNA, 1416 nt
Organism: Sphaerulina musiva SO2202
Lineage: Eukaryota; Fungi; Ascomycota; Dothideomycetes; Mycosphaerellales; Mycosphaerellaceae
Exons: 5
Source: RefSeq, a predicted model, not a curated record
CAUACAUCCUGGUCCCAUCGUCGUCCCCUUAGAACGCUCAGUCCGACCACGUUCCUUCUCCAUCACCACUGGACCUUGACGACCUCACGUCUUGGACUGUCGCACCAUUCUUCGGCUGUGCAGUAUACCUUCCUUCGACCGGGCACUAGUAAGCCGAUGCCCCCAAGAUGGUCGUCAUGGUAGCCGAAUACAACCUCAAGGCUCGAUGUCCAGCGCAGCGAGAAUCUUUGACGAGUCCCGCUGGUUUCCUUCGACUCUACUUGAUCUCGCACGAGGCCGUAAAGCCCUCGUGCUAUUGGUUCCACCCUUCAGGCGAACUCCAUUCGGGCCUGAGCUGGGGUCCCCAUUGAGAUCACAACUCUUCGAUGAUGAACAAGCCACCCAACACACUGCUUCUAAGCGAAGCACAGCACAUGGAGGAGAAUUUGACAGUCUCGUACAGCAUCGGACAAGGCCACAAAAAAACAGUGCCGGCGCUGUUCAGGGCGAGCAUCGAAGGGUAUAAAGGGCGCGUGUACCACCGCGACAAUACUGGAUUUUGAUCAUCAUCAAACACAAAUCAAGCCAAGCAGUCAUAUUUGCUCCUCAACAAUGGCCAAAUCCGCUCUAGCCCUCUUCCGGCUGUGUAUUGCUCUGGCCGUCCUUAUCGCCUGUGCACAUACUGCAGUCAUCUCACGGGACUUGUCAACGAACUUGGUCCACGCCCGAAGUCAAGCUGGCACCAAAGCUCCCGCUAAGCACGCUGCUGGUCAUCCUACUGGUCAAAGCACGAGUCACCCCAAGUAUGUAGACAUCAGAGAGCUCGCUCGAGGAGGAAAGGUGAUACAGAGUUUCCCGAUGACGUUCAAGAAUCAGCUGCCCAAAUCCAUCCCUGAGACCGGCUAUAUCCCUCCUGAUGAGUAUUGGACGGAGCGCGGUUUACCGGUACCGAAGAAGAAUGUCGGGCAGACGGACAGAGUACAGCCAUGCUCUGCAACUGAUAGCCAUUUGGACCUGGAUGACAACUUUCUGAGCAACGCCGUCACGGGCAACACCCAUGUCAUUUCCGAUACGCUGUGCGCUCCAGGAACUAUUGGCAAGACCUAUUCAUUCAGUUACUCAUGGUCGGUGAACUUUCAAGCUGGACCUGAUUUGAAAGGCACUAUCAUCUCUCAAUCACCAGUAAUCAAGCAUGUUCUCGAUAAAAUUGGUAUCCGGGGUGGUUUUGCAUAUACCUUUGGUCAGGCGACUACAACCUCGUACUCUAAAAGCUGGAAUCUACCUCAACAACAUCCCUUUGUGCUAACAUUCAAACCGAACAUUCUGAUCAUGAGCGGCCAAGGAAGAGAGGUCAAGACAAACGGGCUCGGCGCGAUCUGCAGCAUUGGCGACACCAGCCAUUUUAUACUUCAUGUUCCCAUGAUGGAAGCCCUUGAA